Molecule: messenger RNA, 1108 nt
Organism: Neltuma alba
Lineage: Eukaryota; Viridiplantae; Streptophyta; Magnoliopsida; Fabales; Fabaceae
Product: peptidyl-prolyl cis-trans isomerase FKBP20-1
Exons: 6
Coding region: 156-722 (188 amino acids)
Biological process (GO): protein peptidyl-prolyl isomerization
Cellular component (GO): cytoplasm
Molecular function (GO): peptidyl-prolyl cis-trans isomerase activity
Source: RefSeq, a predicted model, not a curated record
GCGCAGAGCUUUGUCAGACGCAUAUGGCCACCGAAGUAUUACGAAAUUUGUGCCCGUCUAGCGACCCGACUACCCGGUUCAUACGCUUCGUUCCAGAAGCUUCGCCUUCUUCUUCAGCAUUACCAUCACCAUCCAGCUGAAACGGUUUCUAAACCAUGGGCGAUGCUAUUGAUUUGACUGGUGACGGAGGUGUCAUAAAGACCAUUGUGAAAAGCAGCAAAAUUGAUGCUGAACGUCCAACUGAAGAUUUUCCUCUUGUUGAUGUUCAUUAUGAAGGAACACUUGCUGAUACUGGUGAAGUAUUUGAUACCACACACGAGGAUAACACAGUGUUCACUUUUGAGCUUGGAAAGGGCAGUGUUAUCAAGGCUUGGGACAUUGCAGUGAAGACCAUGAAGGUUGGAGAAAUUGCAAAAAUUACUUGCAGGCCAGAAUAUGCAUAUGGCAGUGCAGGAUCUCCACCAGAUAUCCCCCCAGAUGCGACACUUGUUUUUGAAGUUGAGCUAGUGGCUUGUAGGCCCCGGAAGGGUUCCAGUCUGGGAAGUGUUUCUGACGAGAGGGCUAGGCUAGAAGAGCUGAAGAAGCAGAGAGAGAUUGCUGCUGCAGCCAAAGAGGAGGAGAAAAGGAAGAGAGAGGAAGCAAAAGCUGCAGCUGCUGCUCGUGUGCAAGCCAAGUUAGAGGCCAAGAAAGGUCAAGGAAAGGGUAAAGCCAAAGCAAAGUAGGGACUCAUGAAAAGCGUCCUACAUUGAUUUGAUAUUUAUGAUGAUAAUUGAAAAGCUGUGAUGUCCUGCCCUUGGGUCCAUUCUAAUUCAAGGGAUGAAUAAAAUUCUAGACUGAAUUCAGUUACUCAUUGUUGUGAUUAUACUAUACUAUGUAUGGUGCCUUUAUAACGGAAUGAAGAGGACGCAAAAGGCAUCAGAUAGUUAAUGUCUUUCCUCCUCGUGUGAUGACGUCGUUGUUGGCGCUUGUUAACGAUGUCAGGUAUAUCCGUAUAUGCUUAUGAGGGGCUGGAAUACUAUUGUUGGCCAUGAUUACAGAGAAGCCAAUGCAUGUAGUAAUAUGUUUGUCAGAUUUGCUCAUGAUAUUAAUGUCAACUUUUUAUAAUUUA